Molecule: messenger RNA, 923 nt
Organism: Cynoglossus semilaevis (tongue sole)
Lineage: Eukaryota; Metazoa; Chordata; Actinopteri; Pleuronectiformes; Cynoglossidae
Gene: snapc5
Product: small nuclear RNA activating complex, polypeptide 5
Exons: 4
Coding region: 165-524 (119 amino acids)
Biological process (GO): transcription initiation at RNA polymerase III promoter; transcription by RNA polymerase II
Cellular component (GO): nucleus
Source: RefSeq, a predicted model, not a curated record
UUUUUGCUGCACUCGAAACCGGAUAUGACGACAUAAGCACGGGAAGUAAACUUUAUCUUGUGCUAUGUCUUCAUACAAAACAUGUUCUGCAUGUAAACGCAUUUGAUAUCAUUAUGGAGUUGUAGUGCUAAAGGAAUGGUCUGAGUUCAGCGGCUCCCAUAAAAAUGCACAGCCGUCUGCAGGAGCUGAAGAAAGAGGAGGAGACUCUCCUCAAAAUCAAAGUGAUGUUGCAAGAUCAACUGAACAGACUGAAGUUUGAAGAAGGUGCCUUGAAAUCCAUCAUCCAUGCUCAAAUGGAACAAGGAGCUUCCCAACACCUUUCCCCUGAACCUGAGGUUCAUGUUAAUCUCGAUGAUGAAAGUGAGAUCAAUCAAACCAAACUUCUGCUGAAUGCUGCUGGAGAUUAUGAUAUGGAGGAGGAAGAGGAUGACGAUGAUAACAGAGAGGAGGAAGAAGAUGAAGAUGAGGACAGUGAGCUUGAACGUGUGCUUGAAGACGAGGAUGAGGAUGAAGAUGGUUACUAACUUUUUCAGUAGUCCUCCAGGCUUGUAUGUUUGUACCACUGAGUGUAACAGUUUGCUGCUCUCUGCUUUUAAUUUAUAUGGAUGGCGUAAUAGGUAGUACAAGUACAAUACAAUGUGUGUUGACUGUCUAUAUGUUAUUGAUGUUUAAUUUGUUGGAAUUCAUGCGUCAAACUUGAGAGAAAUGUAUCACCCAAAUACGAAGUACACUUUGUUAUUAGGUGCUAGCUCACUAGAAUAUUUGCUUCCUGAAAAUAAGAAACUGAGCAGAAAUUCACUUAAGAAUUAAAUAUGAAGAUGUGUCUUAAAGCGUGGAGAUGUAUGGCUGGGCCAUAUAGGAAUAUUGUGUGUAUUUGUGACAAAAUAAUAAAACAAAGCACAAAAUAAAAUGUUUUGCAUAGG